AUGUCCACAAAUUCCAUUCCACAAGCUAACGAUCAUGCUGACCAAAUUCAUUCUUUCCACUCAGUAGAUCCUUCUUCCGUUGAAUCCACUCUCAAGCAAAUGUUUCCCAAGAGUGGUGGUGAUGACAUUCAACCAAACAAUAUAAUUUCAGGACAGAGAGAGACACAUGAUGAUGCCAAUGUCGAGCACAAGUCCGAAACGAAUCCUUUCACCAUCAUGGCCACAAAAACUCCCACUCAAAAAAGUGUGUAUGAAUUGUCGUGUCAUCAUUACGUGUUGCUCAUCUUUCGAAGAUUUGUCAAGUAUGAAGGAUGUGCAUUGUGUAAUCGAAGAAUGUAUCAGAUAUUGGAAAUGUAUCGUUCAUUGAAACAGCUUAAUGUCAUUCCCAUAGUUGUGUAUCCAGAGGAAGAAAAGACAGGAGAGGAGUUUUUUAAUUCAUUUGACAUUAGGGAAAUUAAAGAAAUGAUGCGAGUGGCAGAUCCACACCAAGUUUAUGCUGAACAGUUCAAUGUCUAUUUUGAAAGGAAAUUUCCUCUUGCCAAGAUGGCUACUCAUUUAAUUCCAGGUUUGAUGAAUGCAUACAAACAAGGUUUCAAGCAACCCUUGAGAACACUUUCAUCCUACGAUGGAAAUUCCUUCUUCAUCAAACCUGCCAUGUUUAUCAUCAAAAAUGGUAAAAUUGUAAAAUCAUUGAGACAUGAUUAUGCAGAUCCUUGUCCAGAUAUUAUUAAGGAAAUUAUUUUGAAUACGACGGAUCUGUCCAAUCAAGAACAGAACAAUACUGGUGCUAUCUCCAGGAAAUCCGACACAGAUGACACUUCUCACAACUCUUCGGUUACCACGGACCAAUUUCAAGAAAAAUCCAUUCCUUCAAAAGAACUCGCAACUGACCAGGAAAUUGCAAUACUUUCAAAGGAGGAGGAACUUGCAUUAACUUUGCAAACAACUCUCCAGAACGAGGAACAAUUUCUCUCGUUUUUUUCAAAGCCAUCACCAAGAUAUCGAAUCACUAAGGUGAAUCAUGUGGCAACAUUGCAAGAAAUUUCCAAUGAAAUGAAAGCGAAGGAAGAGAAAGAAAGAAAUGAGAAGGCCAAACUAUUGUUGGAAAAGAUGGAAACAUCAUCACCAAUGUCGUGUUUAGGAAAUUCACAACAAGAGCUGCCCAACAACACCAAUAAUAUGAAUGCUUCACUCGACUUGAUGACAGUAUUACAAACUGGAAAGUACCGAAAAUAUUUCAAAAUAUUUUCAUAUAAGGAAUAUAAUUCUGAAAAUAUAGAGUUUUGGGAAGAAGUGAAUCUGAAAUACAAACCCAUUGCAGAAUUUGACAAAAAAGAGGAUGCAUACCAAGUGGCAAUGAAAAUUGGUCGACUAUUUCUUUUUGAUGAAUCCGCUCUCACUUUUAUUAAUACCACCGACCAUUUAAGGAACAAAGUGAAAAACAAUAUUACAGAUGUUUUCAUACCACCAACACAAGAAGACUCCAUUCCAUCAUUAGAAACGAAACAAGAAUUUAAUGAGAAGGCACCAUCGAUUUUUGAUUGUGUCCUUUCUGAAAUGUAUGCUUCACUCAUGAAGGACAUGUUUAUAAGAUUCAGCACGAGUGAUUUGUUUAAGGAAAUGAAAGCACCCGAAGCAAGAAGAAGGAAAUAA
Messenger RNA from Naegleria fowleri, 1653 nucleotides. RefSeq lists its product as uncharacterized. Lineage: Eukaryota; Heterolobosea; Eutetramitea; Acrasida; Naegleriidae. The transcript is spliced from 2 exons. The record is from RefSeq and is a predicted model, not a curated record. The coding region runs from base 1 to 1653 and encodes 550 amino acids.